GCUCCGGAGGAGGAGCGCGCGCGCGCUUAAAUAGCCGCCCCUCGCCGCUCACGGCUUCAGAGAGCCACAGACGCCCGGCUAGCCGUCGCCAGAAACAUGAUCAAGAAAAUGAGUCCCUCGGAGAACGAGUUCGACAUCCCCGCGAAAAACUGCUACAGGAUGGUCAUUCUCGGAUCCACCAAAGUCGGCAAGACGGCGAUAGUGUCCCGCUUCUUGAACGGACGCUUCGAGGAGCAGUACACGCCGACCAUAGAGGACUUUCACAGGAAACUCUACAGCAUUAAAGGAGAUGUAUACCAGCUUGACAUUUUGGAUACCUCGGGGAACCACCCGUUCCCGGCCAUGAGGAGACUAUCCAUACUCACAGGUGACGUUUUCAUCCUGGUUUUCAGUCUGGACAACCGCGAGUCGUUUCACGAGGUCCAGCGGCUCAAGCAGCAGAUCUACGAGACCAAGUCCUGCCUUAAAAACAAGACCAAGGAGAACGUGGACGUGCCCCUGGUCAUCUGCGGGAACAAGGGCGACCGCGAGUUCUACCGCGAGGUCCAGCGCGAGGAGAUCGAGCAGCUGAUCGCCGGCGACGAGCAGUGCGCGUACUUCGAGAUCUCCGCCAAGAGGAACACCAACGUGGACCAGAUGUUCCAGAGGCUCUUCACCCUCGCCAAGCUGCCCAACGAGAUGAGCCCCGACCUGCACCGCAAGGUGUCCGUGCAGUACUGCGACAUCCUGCACAAGAAGUCGCUGAGAAACAAGAAGAUCAAGGACGGCGACGCGUACGGCAUCGUGGCGCCCUUCGCGCGCCGCCCGAGCGUGCACAGCGACCUGAUGUACAUCAAAGAGAAGGCGAUAGGAGGCGGCCAGGCGAAGGACAAGGAGAGGUGCGUUAUCAGCUAGGCUCCGCGGCGUUCCCAGCGCCGCUGCGGUCAAUCUUGUGGGAUGCAGCCGUCUCGCUGCAGUCUCCCGGCUGAGGGAGUCGCGCCUGUCGCGGUGACUCCGGACGAAUCGCGUUCGCGCCGGCGGUGGAAGUCCUCGGCUUGAGCUCUCACCUCGCGACGCGGAAGCGCAUGUGACGCUCGCGAGAUCUGUACAGAAUACCGACUCUGUUCUGUUCGGUCGGAGCGCUCUGUGAUGUUGGCUUGUCGACCCCAUGCUUCAAACGCGCUUUCUUGCAACACGUGCCUCGUCGAGUGCCGAGGGGAGAACCGACGGGGAGCCGGUGUCAGCUGUUUACAUUUAUUUUUAAUUUUUUGGUUAAGUUCGAUCGCCGUGAAAUCAACUUGAAUGUUUUAUUGAACAAUUUUUCUAUUGUCAAUGAAUGUACAGCCUAUUUAUUCCUCUGUGUCGUUGUUGAAUCUGACACAUGGAAAACAGAAAUAAAAUCUUUUCUCAAGAA
This is a messenger RNA of Puntigrus tetrazona (Sumatra barb), 1393 nucleotides long. It is a transcript of the gene rasd1, whose product is annotated as RAS, dexamethasone-induced 1. NCBI's taxonomy places the organism in Eukaryota, Metazoa, Chordata, Actinopteri, Cypriniformes, Cyprinidae. The transcript is spliced from 2 exons. The coding region runs from base 97 to 894 and encodes 265 amino acids. Gene Ontology annotation, molecular function: GTPase activity; GTP binding. The record is from RefSeq and is a predicted model, not a curated record.